Messenger RNA from Hemicordylus capensis (graceful crag lizard), 16875 nucleotides. It is a transcript of the gene PRUNE2, whose product is annotated as prune homolog 2 with BCH domain. The transcript is spliced from 20 exons. Gene Ontology annotation, molecular function: exopolyphosphatase activity. Gene Ontology annotation, cellular component: cytoplasm. The record is from RefSeq and is a predicted model, not a curated record. Gene Ontology annotation, biological process: apoptotic process. The coding region runs from base 250 to 9819 and encodes 3189 amino acids. Lineage: Eukaryota; Metazoa; Chordata; Lepidosauria; Squamata; Cordylidae.
UGUGGACUCGCGUAAACUCUUCCUCUCUAUCCCCUCAUCACGCCUUGGGCAACCGAGACCCACUUUGCCUAAAUAGGGAGAGCGGGCUGCAGGCAGCGCUGGUCUGCUGGGAGACGAAGCAGCAGAAGAGGCAGCAAGAGCACUAAUACUAGCUGCAGGAGGCAGGAGCCGCCCUGCAGAAGCAGCCCAGGGCUCUGGCAUGGGACUUUGCUCUGGCUGAUCAGAACCUGCGCAGGGCCAACAAACAACAUGGAAGAAUAUUUGCAGCACACCAAAACCAGACUGAGUCGAAAUAAACACUUGGAUAAAGUACAUGUGAUCCUUGGAAAGAAAUCCUGUGAUUUGGAUUCCCUUAUUUCUGCUUUAACAUAUGCUUACUAUCUUGACAAGGUGAGUCCACCCGAAGUUUUGUGCUUGCCUGUACUGAACACAACAAGAAAAGAAUUCUGCUAUUAUACAGAAACUAGGUUUAUUUUGGAGGAGCUGAAUAUCCCAGAAUCUCUCCAUGUCUUCCGUGAUGAAAUCAAUUUGUAUCAGCUGAACAAUGAAGGGAAAUUGUCUCUUACACUUGUGAACAGCAGUGCACUGACAAGUGAAGACAAAAAUUUAGAAUCAGCUGUUGUCAGAGUCAUCAACCCUGAAGAAAGAUGUGAUGGCAACCUGGGGUUACUAGAAUCCUCUUCAUCUCUAGUAGCAAAAGAGAUUCUCCAAGAGGCACCAGAGUUAAUCACUCAGCAACUGGCUCAUCUCCUCAGAGGGAGCAUAUUAUUCAAAACUAUGGCAGUGGAUUCUAAAAGAACUAAUGAGGAACAGGAAGAAGUACUUUCAAGUUUGGAGAAGAAAUUUCCAGACUUGCUACCCCGAGAGGAUAUUAUCACUGUCCUACAGGAGGCUGAAUUUCACGCAGAUGGUCUAAGGAUUGAAGAUGCUAUGCUCAAGGAUCUCAAAGAGGUGUCAGAUGGAGAAAUAAAAGUAGCAGUUAGUACUGUGUAUAUGAAUUUAGAGGAUUCCCUGCUUCACAGAAACAUGACUAGAGACCUAAAAGCAUUUGUAGAUAAAUACGGUGUUGAUGUCCUUGUCAUUUUGGCCAGCUACAUAUCUGAUGAAGGACAGGAAAAAAGGCAAAUAGCAGUUUAUUCAGAAAACAUGGAGCUGGGAAAUCAGAUUUGCUGUGAGUUAGAAGAAUGUCAGAAUCCUUGUCUGGAGUUGGAUCCUCUGGAAUAUGGAUGUGAACAACUCCUUAUUUAUCAACAAGAAAAUUCAUUAGCAAAUUGUGAUGAAAUUUUUCUGUUAAUGAAAGAUGUUAUCAGCAGGAGACAUCCUGAAAUGGCACCAAACAGUAGAACAUCUUCCACUGAAGCUGUUGCUGGAAGUGCUCCACUUUCUCAAGGGUCUUCUGGAAUUAUGGAGCUAUACGGUUCUGACAUUGAACCACAACCAAGUGCUGUCAACUUUAUAGAGAACCCUCAAGAUCAUAAUGGAUCUGCCCAAGUCCAUGUUGAUGUUAACAUAGACCUUGUGAGUCCAGACAGUGGACUGGCUACUAUUAGAAGUAGCAGAUCUUCCAAGGAGAGCUCAGUUUUUCUAAGUGAUGAUAGCCCAGUAGCAGAAGGAGCUGCAUCUCAUCACAGUUUUCUUUCUGGUUUUGAUUCCUAUAGUCCCAUUCCUGAAGGAGCAGUAGCUGAAGAAGAAAAGUCUCCGUCUAGAAACAGCAAUGACAAUUUUGAUCUUUUCAACUUUGAUUUAGCACAAAUGUCUACAGUUCAGACUGCAUCUUCUCAUUCUGUGGACUGUUCCCCUGCUGAUGAUUUUUUCCAUGAUAGUGGCUCGUCAGAAGGACAGCCACCACGUGACUCAAAAGUCCUUGAUGAGACAAAUCUAUCACAAUCUGACAUCACAAAUUAUUCAACUGAUAUACUAAUGACAGCAAAUGAAGAAGAUGGUUUAAUAAAAUUUGAUGAGUGUAGCCAGAGGCAAGAAAAUUCUAGAGAUUUCUCUGGAAAAAAAUUAAGCUUGGAAAAUGAUUCUUCUUCUUGUCCUGAAGUGUUGAAAAAUGUUGAAAGAGGAACCCCACCAACCCCCGUGAAUAGUCUGGUGGAAACUUCACCUUUAGAUAGUGGACCACCAUUCUUUUAUCCACAAGAUGUCAUUAAAAAAAUUAAUGAAAUUGGCCAUGUGAACAGUUCUCAAUCUCGUGUUAGAUAUGGGAGCUGGUGGGAUGGUUUUGAAUUAGAUUCAAAAAAUGUUGAGGCAUGGAGUUCAACUGAUCAAGAAGCUGUAUUUCAGAGUCCUGAUUCAUGGAAAGAUUAUAAAGCAGAUCUGUUGCUGAGACAACAAGGUGAUAGAAGAUCUUCAGACUCCGUAUGUGUGCAAAAACAACCAAAGCAUACAGAAUAUUCAAGAGCAGGCAUUUGGGAGAACCAGUUUAGUCCUGCUCAUAAUAAGCAUGCCUUGAAAUGCCAACAGAAAGACAAUGAACAACAAAUAGAAGCCUUUGCUGACAUGUGGAAGUCCAGUCAACCAGCUCCUGCAAUAUCUAGUCCAUGGGGUACCAUGAAAAAUAAUGGACACACUGAAAUAAAUUCACGUAAUGUUUGGGGAAAGCUUGAUGAUAACUGUAAACGUUCAGAUAGUGCAUGGAAUGUUCCUCAGAUGGAUUUUGAUCAGAUUUCACCAAGGAAUCUUGAUACAUGGUCUGUGUCUAACUGUGGUAUAUCAGAUUCUCCAGAACUCUCUGCACACUAUAAAUGUGAAAAUCUAAGCAACCAAGUAGAUCUAGAAACCAAGAACAAAUGGCAAGAUAGUACAAUAGAAGAGCACGGAUCAUAUGAAAAUGCAAAACCUGCUGUUGGUAAUAUGGAGAAGAAUGUUAAAUUAGCCAUGGAAUACCAAAAUGAUACGGUACAUAAGCGAAAACAAUUUAAUACAGAUGGCUGGGAUAUGUAUGACACAGAUAUUAGAAAAGAGGUCCUUGGAAGCCUAGUCCCUUGGGAAGAUCCAUUUUUGUCAUACAGAAAUUCAGACCUUAUCAUAUCAAACACAUGUGAAGACGUGAUUGUUUCUCCACCAGAUACAAAUUAUUCAACAUCUGAUUCAUAUGUAUCACCAACAGGGGUUGGAGAUGAAAGAGAAAGUGAGGGCAGACAUUCUGACAAUGAACUAAUGCUUGAUCAAAUGAUUCACUUGAAUUCAGGUGAUCCUGAAACAUAUGAUAUAGCAGAUGAGAAAUCAUUACCCCAGCCAUCUCCUAUAACCCCAUCCAUACCAAACCAUGGAAACAGAGGCCCACUUAAUAAAGAGAAGCAAAUGGAAUCUGUAAACUCUGAAUUUGCUGUUGAAAUAGAAACUAAUACAGUUUUACUUGAUUUAGAACAAAAAGGUACCACAUAUUCUUUAGAGAGUGAUGGAAAUCUUGAUGGAAGUAGUCCUUGUUCUGAGAACUGUGAAAUAAUGCUCAUAUCUAAAAAGAAAAACAGCUACUCACUUCAAAAUAAUAUUCUGCAAGUGGAAGAAGAAAAACCUGAAAUCUGUAGUAGGAUCAUCCUUGAUGAUAUACGCCCUCCCCCUUUGGAAACAAUUAGCUUGGAAAGCAUAACUUCAAUUUGUGAUCAGAUAAAAAGAAACGAAGACUCGGAACUGGGCACAUUUGCAGAUGAACAACUGAACCAAGAAGAUCAACAACUUCAACAGAAUCAACAGGUUGGAGGGGAGCACAAUGAUAUAUCCUCUGCCUCAAUCCAAAGAGUCAAGGAAUGUAAAAGGACAGAUGAGGAAAGUGGACAAGUUGCCUUUAACAAUAUUAGGAAUGAAAUCAUGCAAAAUGACUAUACACCACUAUCACUUUUGCUCUCUGUGUCAUGUGUCAAUAGUUCAGAGGAAAGCAAGACAGUUUCUGACUAUCUCAGCUCACCAGAAAAAACAAGAAGUAGUGGAAGUCUAGAAGAAGUAGUAUCAGAAUCAUCUGAAAUGAACAUACCAUUUCCCAGUCAGACACAUUGUUUUAAUGAGGAAAAGAAGAGAUCUUUAGAUGGUAAUGCAGAAUGUUUUUCUACAUCCCCACAAAAAGAUAACAUACGUUUGGUACAUUCUGACAUAGAUGAUCACCAAAAACAUGGCUUUAAUGUUGCAUCUCCUUCAGUUUCUAAUAGUUUUGAUGAGGAUAUAUCUGCACACAAUAUAAACAUCUCCAAGAUGGAAAGUCACUCUCCAAGUUCCCUUAGUGGGGAGCACAACCAAGAAAAGCACUCUCCAAUAAUGGUUGAAAAUCAAGGUUUAUGGAAUGAAUUGGUAAAGAAUAGCCCUAAGUCAGAGGCAUCAAGUGUUUUGCUAAUUACAUCUGUACCAAAAGGAGAACACCAUGAGCAUUUAUUUGGAGAAUCAGUGUCUAACUUGAAAAUUUGUAGCUUUGGAUUAGAAACUAGUGAAAACAUCUUAGAAAUGAGCAGUGGUCAUGAGAUACCACUAGAGGAUCAAACUCAAAAGAGUAACAUUCCACAGAAUCCAUAUUCAGAAUAUAUUGAGGCUUUGGAUACUAUAAAUAUGCCUGGAACAAAUAACUCAUUGUCAGAUGAAAUUGAUUCUUCUGAGAAAAGUGAACUUUCUAAAAGUCUGGACUCUGAGAAGAAGCUUUUAGAUGAAAACUGUAUUGAUAUUAUACCUCAUCAUGAAUUGUCCCAAAUUCUAGAUGCCUGGAAUGUAUCAGUGAAUGAGCAAUUGCCAUCUACUGGAACAAGUCCUGAGAUAAGUGAAACUCUUACCAUGUCAGAUACCAUGAAUAGUUUCCCAGUAGAUAUUUCAAUAAAAAGCAUCUGCAAGGCAGACAACUCAUGUAAUAGUUCAGUUCAUGAUGAUACACAUUCCAGUGCAACAAAUCCUGAUAUAAGUGAUUCUUCUACAGAUAUUCAUAUUUGGGACAGCUUGCAAGCAACUACUGAUCAAAAAGAAAAUGAAGAUGUUUGGGACAUCACAAAUAAUGACAAAGUAAAAGUAUCUGGGAAAGAAUCCCUUGAGAAUAAAAGUCAAGAAGAUUCUGAAACAAGUACUGAUCACAAAGUUCCAAAAAACUUAGAUCUUUGGAACACACAUGUGGAGGAUGACACAGUAUCUUCUUUAUCAAGUCCUGGAAUAGAUGAGGAUUCAGAAUACUCAAAUGCACAUCAGGCAGGGAUACAGUUGGAUUUAUACCUUAAUGAACUGGAGGAUAAAGUUAAUGAUAUUGGAAAGCAAGAAGGUUUGCAGUCCAGUGAAACAAAUGUUGCAAUUGAUUCAGAAAAUUCAGAUGCUCAACCUGAUUUGGAGAAAAAUAUCAAUGUGGUCAUAUUAAAUAAAAACUCUGAUGAUGCUAGUGCUCUUAACACUUCAAGGGAGGAUUGUGUUCAUGAAGCUUCUAAAUAUUUAGCACAAUGGGAAACAAUUCAAGGUGAAGUACAUGUAAGCACUUCCCAUGAACAUCCAUACGAUACAGAUAUUUGGAAUUCAUGUAUAGUGAAUGAUUAUACUGCACAAACUCCUUCUGUAAAUUGUGAAGAAAAUAAUGCUCCAAAGAAUACAGACGCAUGGGAUGUGCUGUUGCAAGGUCAUUCAGGAAGCACAGUAGGUAAAGAUCAAGGGUACUUCGUGGAAACACUUGGAUUUUCAGAUGAUUCUUCAGAAUGGUGGAAUUCACAAAUCAAAACUGAGAAUUCAGUGGAAGGUCAGCAAUAUAAUUCUGAUGAUUUAAAACUUAAGAGCACAGUAGUCACUGCUUCUGAUGAUGCAUGGGGAGUACUAAUACAGAGAAAUGAACAACUAGAUGAAUCAAAUCUCUCUGAUCCGGCUAGUAGUGAACAUCAAUCAAAUCAAUAUAAUAGUGGAAGUGAAUGCAAAAAUAGAAAACAUUUCUUGGCUACCCAAAAAGAUGGAUUAGAUCACGGUACUGUUAAUUCUGGAGAAUGUGAUCAGCUGUUACCAGCAUGUAAGGCUGAAAAAGAUGUAAUAGAAGACACUUUUGUUAUAGCUAAUAGAGAUCAAGAGACCCUUAAACAAGCUGUUCUAGAAGACGGGCAGUCAAGCCUGUUGAAUGAACUUGCUCAAGUAGAUCCAGCAUUCCACCUUUUAAAAGAUAAUAUGAAUGUAAUAUCCAGCAGUCCAAAUAAUGUUAACAUAACAAAUCAAUUUGAUCAAAAACAGAGCAAUGGAAAAUCUACAUUUGUUCCUCCACUACCUUUAAAAACAUCAGUGAAAUCCAUCCCAACCUGUGUUGAAGACACAGUUCCACAACAAAAUCCAUUUGUUCCAGAUAUAUUGCAAAAUAACACCCCUGAGGACUGUCAGGCAUUUGCUGUUGAUCCUGAUUUGUGGACUGAUGCUGAACAGCCUUUUAUUCUGAGAACAAGCAGAGAAAAUCCUGAUAUAUUAAGUCACUGUGAUCAAGACAGCAGUUCACAAGCCUCAAGCAGUCCUGAUGUUUGCCAUGAAUAUGAAAGCAAGCAAACAUGUGCACAAUCUUCUGUUCUAGCUGAGCCCAAAGAAGCGACUCAGAUGUCUCUCAUGCUGUCAGAUAUAUGCAAAGAUACAGACUUUGAAUUUAAUCAGCAGCUGGGAUUUGAUAGGGAAGAGUUAUGUUCUGAAGGGAACAAUUCAUGUCUCUCAGAUAAUUAUGAGACAAGCUUUGGUGAAUCUUCCCAACUUACAUCUCCUAGAACUGAAGAACCAUCUGGGAUUGGAAGGGAAAAUACUAGUCAGGAAUCAGACAUAGCAAAUGAAACAACUAUUAAACUACUGAAUCUGUCAAGUUCCCGUGCUGGAGGUUUGGAAGGAAGAUCCCUAAAUCUGGAAUACAAUGUAUUUGAAAAUAACAAUGUUGGAAAACACGAAGCCUUAGCUUCUGCAGAUGCAGUUAAAUUGAUGGAUUGUGCUGUUGCUUCAUUUCCCCCCACUGAUAGUUCUAUAUGUGGCAACUUUUUUGGCAGUGAUCAAAUUUCAAACUUUGAUCAUACAACAGAGGUGGUUGAUCAACUAGAAACGUCAGAUAUGGGUAUUAUUAUCAAUGAAAUCAGUAGAGACCACAGCAUGAAUAAGACAUCAAUUACUAAUGACCCAUCCACCAUAUUGAGUGAAAUUAAUCAUCCAACAUCAUUAGACAGUGGAUUGGAUGAGGGAAUAGAAAUGGAUGCAACACUCACAAAGAAACACUCACUUCAAGCCUCCCUAGAAGAGGAGGGAGAAGAUUUCGUAUAUGGUGAAGGAGGUCAGUAUGCAACUAAUAUUACACAAGAACCUGAAAAUGUACAUGUGAAUCAUAGCCCUGGAUUUAUAGGAACACACAGUGAACAAUCACCACUGACAUAUACUUCUCCAUUUGAUGUGCCAUUCAGCACAGAAUUCACUUUUAAAGAAGGCAACAUGAAUAUUUCAGAGUCUAAAACUGCUGCUACCAAGGGGGAAGAUGCAGAACAUUCCCAAACAGAUCAGGAUUGGGGAUCACUGUUAGUGGAAUCUGAAGUGACUCCUGAAUCUUCUUACACUUUGAAAAGUUUUGAGCAUGAAACAGGAUCAAGUAAUAUUGAUUUAUCUCCAGCUGGUGGAGAUGAAAUGCAUCUUUCAGAAUCUAAAGCUAGAGAAGUAAAAGGAGAGGUUGUACAAUGUACUCAGGAAGAUCAAGGCUGGGGAUCACUUUUGUUAGAAUCUGAUGAGACUCCUGAAUCUUCAUAUGUUUUGGAAGAAUUUGAACAUGAAACACGUUCAAGUAAUAUUUACUCAUCAGCUGGUGAAGAGGAAAUGAAUCUUUCAGCAUCUAAAUCUGAUUAUGCUAAUAGUGAGGUUAAGGAAUGUUCUCAAGAAGAUCAAGGUUGGGGAUCUUUAUUGUUAGAAUCUGAAGUGACCCCUAAAUCAACGGAUACUUUGAAAGAAUUUGAGUAUGAAACAGAAUCAAUUAGUAUUGAUUCACCAGCAGGUGGAGUCAUAAGCAUGACCAGUGAACCAGUCUAUGAUGGACUUAGUUCUGAGGGUAAAGAGUGCAAGUCUACUGACAACCCAGAUAUGAUAAGAACAGGAAUCAGAGAAGAUAUAAAGUUAAAGGAGACCGAAGAUCAAUCUUCACUAGAGAUGGAUUAUGUCCUUGUUACUGAUGAAGAAAAUGUAUCUUUGAGGAAGGAUAUCUUAGUAACACGAGAAAGUAAUUUCACUUCACAGGAAGCUACAUCAGUAGCAGAACAAACAGAUUCUCUUGAAACCUUUUCAGCAGACUCCUCGGAUACAUUUCAGUCGAUCUCCAUAAUAAAUGAAAGUGAAGGGCAGUCUGCUCUGGCAACUGAAUGGGAUUCUUUUUAUUUAGCAGAGAAAAGUUCUGCUGUUGUGCCUCAAACACUGGAAGAUGAAAAGAAAUCACCCAGAAGCCCUGUUCAAGAUCAGGAAUGGACUAUGGUGGGCCAAAAUGGAGUGGAUGAUAUAUCACCUGAAGAGAACUGUAGCAGGACAGGCACAAUAGAGUCACUGUCUAGACAUUCUGUUAAAGAAUUAGAAGAUGUUUUAAGCCAGGAAUUAAUCUGUGAGGCACAAGCUGGAACUCGGUUAGAAAGAAGCCCUCACAAAUCAUUGGAACAAGAGGAGAAGAAUUCACACAAUGCAGUGACAGAUGCUCUUUUAUUUCAAGUUGUUGCUGGUGGUGGUGAAUUGGAUGUCCAUUCACAACAGCAUCCUGGAGGUGGCAUGAUAGUAGACCAAGAAAUGGAAGAUGAGACUCAAUUUGUUGGCAGUGAAAGAGAACUCAGUCACAUACCAGGAUUGGUACCAGAGGAUGUGGGAAUGGAUAUCUCUUUUAGUGAGACUAUGUUAGACUCCAGUGGUGCAGAGAUGAGACCUGAGCCUCCCAAUUCUCUAGAUCUUAACGACUCCCAUCCCAGAAGGAUAAAGCUUACAGCUCCAAAUAUCAAUCUCUCUUUGGACCAGAGUGAAGGAUCCAUCCUUUCUGAUGAUAACUUGGACACUCCAGAUGAAAUUGACAUCAAUGUAGAUGAUCUUGAUACUCCGGAUGAAGCAGAUUCUUUUGAAUAUGCUGGACAUGAAGAGCAGCCACCCAUUAAAGAUGCUUCCCAGGAGGAAUCUGACUCAAUCCCAGAAUAUACUGCUGAGGAAGAACGAGAGGACAACAGAUUAUGGAGAACAGUUGUCAUUGGAGAACAGGAGCAGAGGAUUGACAUGAAAGCUAUUGAACCUUAUAAAAGAGUCAUAUCUCAUGGAGGAUACUAUGGCGAUGGUCUAAAUGCCAUCAUUGUGUUUGCUGCGUGUUUCCUACCAGACAGCAGCCGAGCUGACUACAACUAUGUCAUGGAAAACCUUUUUCUAUAUGUAAUAAGCACAUUGGAACUGAUGGUUGCUGAAGACUAUAUGAUUGUCUACUUGAAUGGAGCGACACCGAGGAGAAAGAUGCCAGGACUGGGGUGGAUGAAAAGAUGUUACCAGAUGAUUGACAGGAGGUUACGGAAGAAUUUGAAAUCCUUUAUCAUUGUUCACCCCUCUUGGUUCAUCAGGACUAUUCUAGCAGUGACUCGACCUUUUAUAAGUUCAAAAUUCAGCAGUAAGAUACAAUAUGUCAGCACGUUGGCAGAGCUCAGUGAACUAAUUCCAAUGGAAUAUGUAAAUGUCCCAGAAAGUAUUGUCAAGUAUGAUGAAGACAGGUGCAUUCAGAGAAGAGUAAGCCUAAUUCUGUGUAUACUUUCUCAGAAGUUAAUCCCUUUGAGUACAAUGACAUUUACUCCCAGAGCGAACUGUCUUUCAAAUGAACCAGAAAUAACUUCAGUGCAGCAGGACAUUGACAUGAAGCUGAAAGGAACCCACUAACUUCCUUGGCAGACUGAAUGAACAAGAAGAUUUUCAUCUCUUUGACAUGCCUUGGCUUUGAGGAUUGGACAGUUUGGGCACAAUCCUCCAGGAUCCUCUUGUGCACAAGCCUAAUUUAUUUCAGCAAGGCCUAUUUGUACCACCAAAAAAAAAAGGUUCCUGGUGGAUUGCAACCUUUGUUCUCUGAUUACUCAACACCAGAGCUUUCUGGAGAAAAUGGAAGGGCUGCUGCUGCUGCUCUCAGACAGGCGGCAGUGUUUGAAUAUCAGUUUGUGUAUUAUUAUCUUCGGGAAUGUUAUUGGCAAUAAGGAAAUCUCUUUUGUUACGCAAUUUUCAAUUCAGAAUUGUUUUACAAUUUUGCCGUCAAUGUGCCUCUCACUUGUAGUUUUGUCAUUUUGGUUUGUUCCUUUUUGUCAACAUAUUAACAUACCUGUGCCUAGUUAAACCAGAGGUGUUAAGUUCCGUAUAACAAUGGUAAUCUUUUUGACAUAGGUGCCCCAAUCCAAUGGCCCUGGCAUCCCAUAGGACUGAAUAUAAGGAGAGACUCAGACCCUUCUAUUCUUGUUCCUUGAACAUAUAAACAACAUAGAAUAUUUCCUGAUGGUGAAGUGAAUGGGGUAGUCAUAGCUCUCAUGGAGCUCUGCAUGUUCUUUGAAAUCUCCAUCAAUCUUGGUUUGCCACCAUUAGCUAUAAUUUCACUCUUCAAAAGGUUUCCCAAAAUUCAAUGUCUUUUUCUUUCAUGUUGUUCAGAUCUUUGGUACUAUGCAGGACCAUUCUUGAUCAUUACUGUGCCAUGAAUAACAAGGGUGGAGUAGCUGUUCUUAGUUGUGUGGAAGUAUUUGUCAUUAAUUAAACUGGAAUUUCAUAAAGUCACCAAACAAGGUAAUGUUUCCAAAGGGGGCAGCCCUCUAUGUAUGAAUUAAAGGAUGUAUGGACAACAGUGAGUUGAGAUCCUUAAGUAAAAAGAUGCUGUAAGAGUUAAGCACAUACUAACAUGACCAGAUAGUAUGCUGAAACAGCAAUACAAUAAAUUCAUCUCUAUGCUAAUAGUUAGCAGCAACAGCUCACUAAAACAAUAUGUUUUACUAGUUGUGGCACUAUAACAGAUAUAGAGAUACAUCCUUUUACAGAAGAGAAAAACCUACAUAUUCUCAAACAUACACGUUGAUUUUCAAAUGCUGACCAAUGAGUCUGUCUGACAGACUGGAAACAAAUUGCCAUGAAUUGUAUAUGUAUAUCAUCUUAUCUAAAAGUGGGAUGCCAAUAGACAAAACAUGCUCAUAAUCAUUUUUAUAAUUAACUAUAUAAUAAACUAUAAUAAUAUAGUUUUGGGUAGACUUAACUUAUCUCUAAAUCAGUAGCAUCUGGUGACCUUUAUUAUUUACUGUUAAACCUUCAUGAUGGGCAGAGAUUGUAGUGGAGAGUCCUGUGGUUGCUGUUCUUUCCAAUGGAACAUCAUUCAUGUUCAGCCUACUCAUCCUGUACAGUAGAUCCUCUCGUAGGGAAAGUGACAUCCUAUGACAGGAGGAUGGGUGGGAGUAAGCAGGAAGGUGGAGCCUUGUGCAAUCCAUCAUCCAAGCCACCACAGCUAGACAAGGGAGCUUUUGCCUCCAUUUCAGUUUAUUUUCCCCCAUAUGAGAAGAUAGCAGCUAUUAUUUUAUGAAGGAGAAAGUAAAGGGGAUCACUGAGGGGUACUAAAUCUGCUGCUGCCCUUGCGAAAUCCAGUUUCUAGAGGGAGGAUCAGAUUUUGCAGCCUCUCCACUGUAUCCUAGAUUGUAGACUGUUUACUCUCUUCAUAUGAGUGCCAUUGAGAACUGAACUGACCCAUAUCUGCAUAACCACAUUACUUCAAUUACACAUUGUGACACUGGAUUCUUUUUCUUGGUGUAGCAAUAAAGUGUGAUGGAAGCUGGUUCCUACAUGUCCCUUACAGAAAAGAUAGCUUGAUUUAAGCUAUCAGGCUUCAUCAAUAGAUCAGGCUUCAUCUAUAAAGAAAUGAAGUACAAGGUUGUUUUUAGUGAAAUGUCAGGAUGCAAGUCAGUUUUGCAGCAUAUGUGGGGUAGCUCCUAUCCGCCCUACAUUAAAUAAGGUCCGGGCACCACUAUACUCUGGUAGAGUCUUCUCUGCCAUUUGUGAAUUACUUCUUGCUCUUGCUUAACUUUGGCUGCAUACGGACAAAACCAGAGUUCACUGCACUUUCGUCUCCCAGAGCCUGAGCCAUGGCUUCUCUCUGCCUUUGCAAUCUAUUUGACAGCAUAUUGAGUGUUGAUUGAAUAGACAUAUGUAACCUGUGUGAUAAACUCACUGUGAAAGUGCAUCACACAAAUUAUGUAUGUCUUUAUGCAGCCUUAAGAUUAUCUCUUGGUUAAACAAAGAGAGAAAGAGAGGCAAAAAUAUAAUGUAUUAUCAACUCCUGGGAAUGGUGUCCAGUUUUUGGAUUUGUUUAGCCUUUCUCCAGUGCCAUCUAAUGUUCUGCUCCCUUAUCAGAACAGAAGUUGCCAAAGGUUUUCUUCAAUGCUCCCUUGCAGUCCUGACAUUGCACCAUGUAUAUUCCUUGCAUUCCUUGUUAUAUAUCUAUUUUCAGCUUAAGUUUGAAGGUCCUGUGAGGUGCUAGUCCUCUGAAGUACUGAGCACCAGUUCCUGCACAACAAUGGACCUCCGUUUAGUUUCUGGUAUUACAUAUUACUAGCUGACCCACACAGAGCAUCUGUGUGCUCUUUGGCGGCCUGCUGUUCCCCCCCUCCUGCCCCACUCUCUCUUGACUCCCUCCUGCCCCACUCUCUCUUGCCCCCUCCCCUCCCUCCUAUCCCACUUUCUCUUGCCCCCUCCCCCUCCCUCCUGCCCCACUCUCUUGCCCCCCUCCCUCCGGCCCCACUCUCUCUUGUCCCCUCCCCUCCCUCCGGCCCCACUCUCUUGCCCCCCUCCCUCUCCCUCUGGCCCCACUCUCUUUCCCCCCUCCCCCUCCCUCUGGCCCCACUCUCUUUGCCCCCUGCCUCCGGCCCCCUCCCCCACUCUCUCUUGCUCCCCUCCCGCCACAGCCAGGUCAUUCUUACCGGGGCGGCGGCAGGCCGAAAAGUUUCCCUCCCAUCUUGGCCUCCAAUGCCUCCGGCGGCCUGGCUGGGCCACCACUUCUCCCAUAUCUGGGACAGCCAGGCCGGGCCGUCCCGCCGCCUCCACCUCCCACUUGGUCAGGCCGCCGCCUCUCAUACCUGGGACGGCCUGGCCAGUCCAGGCUGCCCCACCACCUUCUGCCAGGUUGAGCCACCGCCACCUCUUCCGUGACUGGGACGGCCUAGCCUGGACAGGACAGGCCAUUCCGCUGCCUCCGCCUCCCAGCAGCCAGCCAAGGCCACCUCCUCUGGCCGUUUUGCACACCCCCCCCGCCACUAUUUUUUCUUUCCCCCAACUCUCGCUGGGCCCAGGAACUCUCGCAAUGUGUCGCAAGAGUUCCACCGCCAAAUCCAGGACACGCAGCAGCUAAGCGAAUUAAAUAUUUAGAUCAUUUAGGUACUUGGGAACAGACAUAUCUCCUUUUCAAAAGUAACUACUUCAGAUGCUGUGGUUUAGCAAACAAAAGCAACAUUAUGGGAAUUAGCUUCUAGAUGCUUUGAUUUUUGUCUGGAUUUAUCAGUGUAUCCUUGCAGACAUUCAGGCUAUACAACCCAGAAGAAAUGGUUAUAGGUCUUUUGCCAUUAUCCCAAAUAUAUUUACCCAUGCAGAAAUCUCUAUAAUAUAUGUUUAUACUAGGAAACAACAUUUUGAAGGAUGGGAUUACUUGCAACUUUACCAUGGAGUGCCCUUUCACAAGAUCCUUUUACUACAUUCAUAUUGAUAGGAGAAGGAACUUUUGUGGUGAUUUUACUACCUCAAAAACAGCCAUGUAAAUUAUCCCCCCCCACCCCAAGUUGUCAUCAAAGCAAGAACUCAUCCCCUGACCACUACUUGAUUCCUACAGAAACCCUAUUUGGAAAAGAGACUUGUAAUUUUCAGAGUAUUUAACAUACCCUUACUGAAGUUUGUAGUCAACUUUGUACAAGUUCUCCGGUCAGCAAGUUAGUUCAGAACUAACAGCAGUGUUUAAGAGGGUAAUAAUGCAGGAUUCCCUCCAAUGAAACCUAUUCAAUAAAUACAGUAUCUACUCUUCUCAUUGUCUCCUGUGGCUACAGGGGCACCAGUGACCACAUGGAGAUCUCACCUGCAAGGCUAUCCUCAUUCUAGUGGAGGAAGCAGCUCUACACAUGCAUAGCUUUGUGUGUUUGGAGCUGCGUCUCCUAUUGAAGUGAAUGGUCACAAGAACUCCAUAUGUGUACUGGAGUGUACAUGGCGCUCUGAAUUGGGGAUAGGAAUGUACAGGUUGUUUGUGUGUACUGAAUCUAUAUUAUUGCUUUCAACUGUGUUGUGUUGGCUACAAUAUUAUCUGUCUUGUUGAGCAAACACAUCUGACAACUUUGUUGGUUUUUUAAUUCAGUCCAAAACUGUUAGUAUUUUAUUUUGGGAGAUCCUGUGAGAGGACAAAAAUGUGUGUAUGUUAUUCCAUUUAAAUAUGAACGUGUAUUUUAUCAGCAUUUUAGCCAUGCUCUAACAUAGAGUGAAAUGCACUUAAUCCCACUGAUCUCAUCUCAUUAACCGUGCCUAACUCAGUGCUGGGCUGUGGCUCUUGAGAUGAAUCCUCCAGAUAGGGCUGCCAACUGACCAGAAGAAAAUGGCUAGGGUUGUUCUUGUGCCUUUAGCAGUAGUAUCUGCAGAAAUCAAGAGGCAGAGCAAUUAUUGCAUAAUCUCUGUUGAACUUCUGAGAACAAUUCCAGAUGUGGUCACUGGCUCAUGUUCUGCACAGGGUAAUGCGGGCAGUUCAGCAUCGCCUGUGGUGUUACAGAACAGACCUGUUUUGCUGAGACUUAUGAUUGUGCAGUUGCAGCUGCCCAAUUCUACAUCCAUCGGAAGCAAUGGAUGUAGUGUCACACAAUUGCCAUUGGGCAGUUUUAAGUUGCAGGGAACAGCUCUCUUCCCCAGCUCUCUUUCCCACAGCACCACAGGCAGUGUUUUAGGCAUUCACAAUGGCACAGGCAGUGCAGAACUGUCUACGUUACCCUGCUCAGAAUGUAAGCCACUAUCUUGAAAACUUUAUGGCUUGGGACCAGGAUACCUAAAUAACUAUAUCCUCCCAUAUGAAUCCACCCACUCAUCAAAUUAGCCAGAGAAGACCAUCUUCACAUCCUAUCACCUUCAGAGGUUCAGUUGGUGGUGAGUUGUGAGAGAAUCUUCUCUGUGAUUCUCCCUGUGGAACUCUUUGCCCCAAUAGGUCCUUUGGGCUCCCAGUCUGCCUAUCUUUUGGUAUCUCUUUAAGACCUAAUUGUUUUGGCAGGCCUCCUAUUAGGGGUUUUUGAGAAUUUGUUUAAUGUACAGGCUCUCUGCUUCUGUUUUUUGUGUUUGGCUUUUUUGCUGCUAGAAUUGUUUUAAUUUUAUUUGGUUUUGUUUUUGGAUGUAUUUUGUUCUUUUAUUGCUUAUGUAAACUGCCAUGAAUUUUCUUCUAAAUGAAAGGGAAUUUAAGAAUUUAAAAAUAAAUAAGUGCAGCAGCAAACUUCUGCUCAAGGCACAACUUGGGUGCCAAUUCAAUAGCUAGCAAUCUUGUCGCCAUAUAUUCUUUGGCAGAGCAUGGAUGGCACUACUCCAUACUGAUAAUAAUUCUUCAGUGUUAUGACUUUACUUUCCUACAACUUGAUCCUAUGUGUGUUUACUUAGAGGUAAGUGGCAAUGGACCUUACUCCCAAGUAAGUUUGCUUAGGACUGAGGUUUUAUAACCAUAUGCAGGUGCACCUAAACCAUUUAUUUCAAUGGAUAUAAGUGUGUCAAACUCUGUAUAGGAUUGGGCGAACUCUGUAUAGGAUCGAGUUCAUAAUAAUUAUGAACUACACUUAGUAGAAAACAAAUGUAGCAUUUCCCCUUUGUUAGACAUUGCAACUGAUGGCAACAUUACUGCAUUUCAAGUGUCAUCCUCUGAUGGUCAUGAAGGUAUUUUAAGUCAAAUGUCUUGUUAAAAUAAACUAGGCUUCCCACUAUGAUGAUACACUAGGGCUUAAAGUGGAAAGUGUUCUUUGCUCACUGAAAUAUAUUUUUAGAAUUUUCUUUUCAAAAAGUUGCCCAGGUAUAGCUGUUGCAUAUUACACUAACAAUUAUCAAGCAAGAUUUAGCUAAAAACUCUUUCUUCCCCUUCAAAAAGAAAUAAGAAUACUUGCCCCCCUAUCAUAUAUCAAAGUGCUCAGAACCAAGGAUUACUUAGGGUCUUUCUAGAAUGAUAAGUGGCAAUUUGUCCAUUAGUUGUUGCUGAGAAUCCAGAUGUCACUUCUAAAAUAAGCAGUUGUGUUGUUGAGUUAUGCAUUGCUGAUAAAAAGAUAUUCCCCUCCCUAGCUUGUGCACCAAUUGCAACUGCAAGUUUGUGCAGUUUGGUUUGUGGUAACAUGACUAUUAUGGAACCUGUUGGCUGGUGUUUGUGACAUCAUGGGUGAUGAGCAACACAAUGUCCCCACUAGGUCCAUCUCAUUUUGUGACGGUGACUGACAUGAUGAGGAACAUUAUUCAGAGUCCAAUUUCUGUGAGACUCCUUUGAGUAAUUUUUCCUCAUCAUGUCAGCCAUUUUAAAUAGGUGAGAUAUGAUAGAACUGACAUGAAUUACUUGCAAGACCCUGUGAUUUUAUUGGGUUUUUAUUUCCUUUAACUCUCCCAUGGAAAUCUCAUAGAAAUGUUUCAUGAGGUUGUAUCAUGCACUUUUAUUCUUUUUACUACUGUAGAGGCCAUGCAUUGCUUUAUUUGACCCACAGAAAGCAACUACACCUCAUACAUGAUGUCAGGAUGGAAUAUUUCACCACUGGCACUGAAUUGGGGCAAGCGCUAAUUAUCCUGCUGUUAAUAAAAUGUAUAUUUUACUCUCUCAUCUGGAAAGGCCCUAAAGCAUUAUUCAUUUUGUUAUAGUCAAUUCUGCUGACAAAGUUGUGUUGGUUAAGCAAUACAAUAUGUAAUAUCUAUGUAUGUAUGAAUCAGAAAUAAAAAGCUAUAAUACAA